CCACUUUGAUAUUAUGGAGUAUUGUGUAUAGGCCAGUGAAAAUCUACAUUUAUUCAAUUUAAAUUCAUACUGUAGCACAACAAAAUGUGAAAAAAGUCAAGGGGUGUGAAUACUUUCUGGAAAUUGAUCCAACUACAAAAGAGGGGGCCCAUGGGCCACCAGUUGCCCAUCCCUGGUUUAAACACUCUGCCUUGAUUGCAGGCACAACAACCAAACCUAUUCAGGCUGUACCACAGCUUGGGCAGACUGAGCCUGCAGCCACUGUGAUGCCAACAGGGGUGCUAACCACAGCCCUGACCUCAUCGCCCCCAGCCAGCCAAUCAGAAGCAGGGAAAACUGUAACAUCACCCACAGAGGAGGAGACGACAACCACUUUGAUCACCACCACAACCAUCACCACAGUGCAUAUGCCAGUGCAGUGCAAUACCAGUCUCUCUGGGAUGGAGGGCAUUGUGGAGUCUCCAAAUCCUCUCUCCUCAUCCCCUUACUCUCCUCUGGAGUGCAUCUACAGCAUCACAGUGUAUCCGGGUUAUGGAGUGGAAAUUCAGGUGAAGAAAGUGAACCUAUCCAAGGACGAGUCCCUGACUAUCCUUGGCUAUGGAGGGACGGGACCAGAACUCUUAGCCAAUGAGACCCUGAUGCGUGAGGGUCAGGUGAUUCGAAGCUCAACCAAUCAGGUGCAGAUUUACUACCGCAGUCUCCGGCAGACUGAUCAUGGUGUGUUCAGCCUACACUAUCAAGCCUUCCUCCUCUCCUGCUUGUUCCCUCUUUCUCCUGAGGGAGGGGGUGUGACAGUAACGGACAUCCACCCUGGAGGCCAUGCCCACUUCCACUGUGACCCUGGCUUCCAGGUCAGGGGCCACGAGGUAGCCACCUGCUUGAACAUGACUCAACCCCAUUGGAGCUCUCCUGAACCUCAGUGUGUGGCUGUGUCAUGUGGAGGGUGGAUCCGAAACGCGACCGUGGGUAGAAUCUUCUCGCCGCCUCCUCCAUCUACGAGUAACCAUAGCAACGGCAAUAAUCUGAGCUGCCAUUGGCUACUGGAGGCCAAGAAGGGACAUAGGCUUCACCUCCACUUUGAGAGGGUUGCGCUGGACGAGGACAAUGAUAAGCUGAUUGUGCGAAGCGGAAACAACUCUAUGGCUCCGCUGCUCUUUGACUCAGACCUGGACGAUGUUCCAGAGCGUGGAAUCGUGAGUGAGGGCUUCAUACUCUACCUGGAGCUCACGGCCGACUCCUCUUUCAUCCCGCUACUGCUAGCUCUGCGCUAUGAAGCCUUUGACGGGGAACACUGUUAUGAGCCCUACUUACCCCAUGGGAAUUUCAGCAGCAGUGACAUUGCCUUUCCGUUGGGAACCACAGUCAUCUUCUCCUGCUCCCCAGGCUUUGUCAUGGAGCAGGGCUCCGGGGUCAUUGAGUGUGUGGACCCAAGCAAUCCACACUGGAAUGAGAGUGAGCCUGUGUGUAAAGCUUUGUGUGGGGGAGAGUUGACCGAUCCCUCCAGUACUGUUCUGUCCCCCGAUUGGCCACAGAGCUACUCCAAGGGGCAGGACUGUGUGUGGCAGAUCCAUGGUAAUGAGGAGAAGCGCAUCGAACUGGACAUCCAGAUUAUGAAUAUCCGCCACAACGACGUUCUCACCAUAUUCGAUGGUCACGACCUCAUGUCCCAUGUGAUUGGCCAGUACCUGGGGUCACGAGAGCGUUUCCAGGUCGUGUCAGGUGGUUCUGAGGUCACUAUUCAGUUCCAGAGUGACCCUGACGAUUCCUCCUUUAUUCUCAGCCAGGGGUUCCUUAUUCACUACCGUGAGGUAGAGCCUAAUGACACCUGCCCUGCCCUCCCUCAAAUCGAAUUUGGCUGGAUUAGCUCCUCCCACACCUCUCCCGUGAGGGGAAGUGUGUUGACCUAUCAGUGCCAGCCGGGGUAUGACAUCAGUGGCUCUGACAUCAUCACUUGCCAAUGGGAUCUUUCCUGGAGCAAUAGCCCACCCACCUGCAUCAAAGUCCAGCAGUGUCCUGAUCCGGGGGAGGUGGUGAACGGAGCGCGUUCGGUACGCCCAGAGUCUGGAUUCGCUGUUGGAACAGUGGUGCGCUUCUCCUGUAACCAGGGUUACCAGCUGGAGGGCCCUGGUCAGAUCUCCUGCCAUGGACGGGAUACGGGCACCCCCAAGUGGAGUGACCGCAGCCCCAAAUGUGUCUUGAAGUAUGACCCAUGCCCAAACCCAGGUGUGCCAGACAAUGGUUACCAGACAUUGUACAAACAUAGCUACCAGGCAGGAGAGACGCUCCGUUUUUUCUGCUAUGAGGGCUAUGAACUCAUUGGGGAGGUUAUUAUCAACUGUGUCCCGGGCCACCCAUCUCAAUGGAACAGUCCACCACCCUUCUGCAAAGUGGCAUACGAGGAGCUGUUGGAUGAUCAUAAAUUAGAAGUAUCCCAGUCAUUGGAGCCCUCCCACCAGAUGCUAAGUGAGAACAUUGCCUUGGCAAUCAUCCUGCCAAUCAUCCUGGUCAUCCUUCUGAUUGGUGGAAUCUACAUGUAUUACACAAAUGUAUGUAGACUGCAGUGGAAGCCACUUUUCUGGAAGUCUCUCUCUCACACCCACUCAUACAGCCCAAUUACUGUGGAGUCUGACUUCAACAACCCUCUAUACGAGGCAGGGGACACACGGGAGUAUGAGGUGUCCAUUUGAAGAAGAAACGUCUUGAGAAGAAUUAAAA
Messenger RNA from Salvelinus sp. IW2-2015, 2715 nucleotides. The record is from RefSeq and is a predicted model, not a curated record. Lineage: Eukaryota; Metazoa; Chordata; Actinopteri; Salmoniformes; Salmonidae.